GUGCGGCGUUCUUCACUGCCGCGUCUGCCUCACUCUUACGGCCACUCCUUGCACGCGACGGCAGUGCUACGCCGGUCAGGCCAAGCCCUUGUUGAUAGUAAAAGGGAAGACUAUGGACAAAUAUGUGGCCAAGUUUCAUGUCCCUGGGUCCAACGGGAAUCCGAUCGGCGACAAAGGCGCAGGCGGGAAAGCUGUCUAUAGGGUGGUGAG
Molecule: messenger RNA, 210 nt
Organism: Closterium sp. Naga37s-1
Lineage: Eukaryota; Viridiplantae; Streptophyta; Zygnematophyceae; Desmidiales; Closteriaceae
Source: the annotation of a GenBank genome assembly